Molecule: messenger RNA, 1056 nt
Organism: Camarhynchus parvulus
Lineage: Eukaryota; Metazoa; Chordata; Aves; Passeriformes; Thraupidae
Gene: PNP
Product: purine nucleoside phosphorylase
Exons: 7
Coding region: 31-1056 (341 amino acids)
Biological process (GO): nucleoside metabolic process
Cellular component (GO): cytoplasm
Molecular function (GO): purine-nucleoside phosphorylase activity
Source: RefSeq, a predicted model, not a curated record
GGCGGGGCCCGCGGCUCAGACGCUGCGGAGAUGGACGGGAGUUUCGAGGCGUGCUCGGAGGCGGCGCGCUGGCUGCGGGCGCAGUUCCGGGAGCCGCCGCGGGUGGCGCUGGUGUGCGGCUCGGGGCUGGGGGCGCUGGCCGAGGAGCUGACGGAGGCCAAAGCCAUCGACUAUCGCGACAUACCGCACUUCCCGCGCAGCACCGUGCAGGGCCACGCCGGCCGAUUGGUCGUGGGGCGCCUCGGCUCCGCCCCCUGCGCCGUCCUGCAGGGGCGGUUCCACCUCUACGAGGGCCACGCCCCCAGCCAGGUGGUCAUUCCCAUCCGGACCAUGGCCCUGCUCGGUGUCCACACCCUGGUGCUGACCAACGCCGCGGGCUCGCUGCGGCCGGAGCUCAGCCCCGGGCACCUGCUGGUCAUCCGCGACCACAUCGACCUGGCCGGGCUGGCCGGACGCUCGCCCCUCGUGGGGCCCAAUGAUGACAGGUUCGGUCCCCGUUUCCCGCCCAUGGUGGACGCCUACGACCCGGCCCUGCGGCGCCUGGCCCUCGCCCUGGCCCCCAAGGAGCUGCGGGCGCGCUCGGGGGUCUACGUGGGCGUGGGGGGGCCGAGCUACGAGACCCCGGCCGAGUGCCGCUACCUGCGCAGGGUGGGGGCGCACGCCGUCGGUGCCCAGGUUUAUUCCCAGGUGUAUUUGUUUAGGUGUGCUGACCCCCGUUCUCCCCGGGAGAGCGACGGUGUCGAAAAAACCGCGCGCCACCUGGGGCUGCGCGUGCUCGGGCUGUCGCUCAUCACCAACAACGCCCCCGCCGACAGCGACGACGAGGACGACGAUGACGUCGCCUGUGACGUCACGGGGGAAGGGGGAGGGGCGGGGCCGGAAGCACGCCCCGCCCCGCCGGACGCGGAGCACGAGGAGGUGCUGGCGGCCGCGCGCGAGGGGGCGCGGCACCUGCGCGCGCUGCUGGCCGCCCUGGCGCCGCGAUUGGACGAGCCCGGGAGACACGCCCCCCUCCGCCACGUCAUCGCGGCGGGGGCGACGUCAUCCUCGGGGUGA